AUGAAAAAUAUUGGUCCAAAAACAACGGAAGUAGAUAGAAAAAAUAACGUGGGAAAGAGAACCCUACAACAUGCUUCUAUAAAACGAAAAAAGUGGUUAUCUGCUAGUAUUUCGAGCUCCAUUUCUGCAGCUUCUACUAUUACAUUAGCUGACACGGAUAAUUCAGACUAUGAAACAAUGUAUAGCUACUACAUAGCUGAAUGUUUAAAAGAUCAAGAAGAAAAAGAAAACGUGGAACCUACAGAGAUUCCAUUUGGCCUAAGUGAUAUUGAAUAUUUUAAUGAGGUUGUCAAAAAUGUGAAUUAA
Molecule: messenger RNA, 306 nt
Organism: Parnassius apollo (apollo)
Lineage: Eukaryota; Metazoa; Arthropoda; Insecta; Lepidoptera; Papilionidae
Source: the annotation of a GenBank genome assembly